Closterium sp. Naga37s-1 is the source of this 3195-nucleotide messenger RNA. The record is from the annotation of a GenBank genome assembly. NCBI's taxonomy places the organism in Eukaryota, Viridiplantae, Streptophyta, Zygnematophyceae, Desmidiales, Closteriaceae.
AUGGAGCCCCAGCCGCGAAGUUUCAACGGAGUGGACGAGUCUCAGCUGCAUCUCGUGCGGCACGACACGUGCAAGCUGGAGAAGGUGGGGGGGCGAGGGGGGGACGACUACGGUGCGUGGAGCCUCUGCACCAAUCACGUGCGGCCAGGUGGCGUCGUGUACUCGUUUGGCAUCGGCGCUGACGUGUCCUUUGACAACGGGAUGGUCAACCGCGGGCAUAAGGUGUUCGGAUUCGACCCCACAGUUCCCCCCGAGCGCGUGCAAGCCAUGUUCAAGGACCACCACAGUCGCGAUCAGCCGGCCGCCUUCCAGUUCCGUCAACUCGGCCUGGCCGGCACGGACGGCAUCGUCACCUUCUUCCACUCCAAGAACCCGCGCGUGCAGUCCAUGACGGCCGUCAAACCAGAAAAACUUGCCGGCCGGUUCGAAAGCCAGGGGAUGCCGGCGCCGGUGCUGCGAUUGCCAACGUUUAUGUGCGGGAACGGGCACGGAUUCGUGGAUGUGUUGAAAAUGGACGUGGAGGGGGUGGAGUUCGACGUGUGCGACGCGUGGCUUCGCAUGAAAACGCCACUGCCGUUCGGUCAGAUCUUGAUUGAGUUUCACGAUCGCAUGGUGAUGGAUGCGAAGGCGCGCAAGGGUGCGUGCCUGCGCGCGCUGCAGCGGAACGGGUUUGUGGAGGUCAAAACUGCUGCUGCUCGGCUGUUGAUGUGCAUGCAUUACAGAAAGUAUCACAACUGGCUCUCAUCCCCACUUCCCUCAUCCCGCCUCCCCACUUCCCUCAUCCCUCCUCCCCACUUCCCUCAUCCCUCCUCCCCACUUCCCUCAUCCCUCCUCCCCACUUCCCUCAUCCCUCCUCCCCACUUCCCUCAUCCCUCCUCCCCACUUCCCUCAUCCCUCCUCCCCACUUCCCUCAUCCCUCCUCCCCACUUCCCUCAUCCCUCCUCCCCACUUCCCUCAUCCCUCCUCCCCACUUCCCUCAUCCCUCCUCCCCACUUCCCUCAUCCCUCCUCCCCACUUCCCUCAUCCCUCCUCCCCACUUCCCUCAUCCCUCCUCCCCACUUCCCUCAUCCCUCCUCCCCACUUCCCUCAUCCCUCCUCCCCACUUCCCUCAUCCCUCCUCCCCACUUCCCUCAUCCCUCCUCCCCACUUCCCUCAUCCCUCCUCCCCACUUCCCUCAUCCCUCCUCCCCACUUCCCUCAUCCCUCCUCCCCACUUCCCUCAUCCCUCCUCCCCACUUCCCUCAUCCCUCCUCCCCACUUCCCUCAUCCCUCCUCCCCACUUCCCUCAUCCCUCCUCCCCACUUCCCUCAUCCCUCCUCCCCACUUCCCUCAUCCCUCCUCCCACUUCCCUCAUCCCUCCUCCCCACUUCCCUCAUCCCUCCUCCCCACUUCCCUCAUCCCUCCUCCCCACUUCCCUCAUCCCUCCUCCCCACUUCCCUCAUCCCUCCUCCCCACUUCCCUCAUCCCUCCUCCCCACUUCCCUCAUCCCUCCUCCCCACUUCCCUCAUCCCUCCUCCCCACUUCCCUCAUCCCUCCUCCCCACUUCCCUCAUCCCUCCUCCCCACUUCCCUCAUCCCUCCUCCCCACUUCCCUCAUCCCUCCUCCCCACUUCCCUCAUCCCUCCUCCCCACUUCCCUCAUCCCUCCUCCCCACUUCCCUCAUCCCUCCUCCCCACUUCCCUCAUCCCUCCUCCCCACUUCCCUCAUCCCUCCUCCCCACUUCCCUCAUCCCUCCUCCCCACUUCCCUCAUCCCUCCUCCCCACUUCCCUCAUCCCUCCUCCCCACUUCCCUCAUCCCUCCUCCCCACUUCCCUCAUCCCUCCUCCCCACUUCCCUCAUCCCUCCUCCCCACUUCCCUCAUCCCUCCUCCCCACUUCCCUCAUCCCUCCUCCCCACUUCCCUCAUCCCUCCUCCCCACUUCCCUCAUCCCUCCUCCCCACUUCCCUCAUCCCUCCUCCCCACUUCCCUCAUCCCUCCUCCCCACUUCCCUCAUCCCUCCUCCCCACUUCCCUCAUCCCUCCUCCCCACUUCCCUCAUCCCUCCUCCCCACUUCCCUCAUCCCUCCUCCCCACUUCCCUCAUCCCUCCUCCCCACUUCCCUCAUCCCUCCUCCCCACUUCCCUCAUCCCUCCUCCCCACUUCCCUCAUCCCUCCUCCCCACUUCCCUCAUCCCUCCUCCCCACUUCCCUCAUCCCUCCUCCCCACUUCCCUCAUCCCUCCUCCCACUUCCCUCAUCCCUCCUCCCCACUUCCCUCAUCCCUCCUCCCCACUUCCCUCAUCCCUCCUCCCCACUUCCCUCAUCCCUCCUCCCCACUUCCCUCAUCCCUCCUCCCCACUUCCCUCAUCCCUCCUCCCACUUCCCUCAUCCCUCCUCCCCACUUCCCUCGUCCCUCCUCCCCGCUUCCUUCACUCGCCCCUCCCCCUCACCACUCCCCUCAUCCCUCCCCGCUACCACUCCCCUCAUCCCUCCUCCCCAAUUCCACGCAUCCCUCCUCCUCCUCACUUCCUCACACGGACGCACAACAACUACUUAAUCGCCCAGCCCUCCUUCGCCCUCGCCCCUUCCCAUCCCAUUCCACACAGCCGUGCACACACCACCACCACAGGCACGUGCACACACCACCACCACAGGCACGUGCACACACCACCACCACAGGCACGUGCACACACCACCACCACAGGCACGUGCACACACCACCACCACAGGCACGUGCACACACCACCACCACAGGCACGUGCACACACCACCACCACAGGCACGUGCACACACCACCACCACAGGCACGUGCACACACCACCACCACAGGCACGUGCACACACCACCACCACAGGCACGUGCACACACCACCACCACAGGCACGUGCACACACCACCACCACAGGCACGUGCACACACCACCACCACAGGCACGUGCACACACCACCACCACAGGCACGUGCACACACCACCACCACAGGCACGUGCACACACCACCACCACAGGCACGUGCACACACCACCACCACAGGCACGUGCACACACCACCACCACAGGCACGUGCACACACCACCACCACAGCACACACGCGCGGACAACACCGCUGCCCGUCACCUACUCGUCUAGGGUCGCCGGACGGGUGCGGAUAAAUAUAAUUCGAGUCCCCGCCUCCGCUCUUGCUCCCCUCCCCGGACUUCUCCGUUACGUCUUUAAUCGCCUCUGA